Entamoeba invadens IP1 is the source of this 1905-nucleotide messenger RNA. RefSeq lists its product as hypothetical. The coding region runs from base 1 to 1905 and encodes 634 amino acids. The transcript has a single exon. NCBI's taxonomy places the organism in Eukaryota, Evosea, Mastigamoebida, Endamoebidae. The record is from RefSeq and is a predicted model, not a curated record.
AUGCUAAGGUAUUUUAUAUUUUUCUUUCUAACGUUCGGGGUGUCAUUUUCGCAGCCUGUGGAGGUUGCGAGUGCAGCGAACGGAUGGAUGACGUCGUUAACGCGAAAGGCAACAUCGAUCGACAAAAUGAAGUUGAAAGAAACAACAGACUCAAAGUACAAUCGGUACAAUAAAGUGGAGGACAUGUACGACGACGCAACGGCACGUGCCAGAGUUUAUGAAAAGGACAUGGCGAAACGCGAUAAAGAACAGAUCAAAGCGCGUGACACGUACCGAAAAAAAGCGAAUGAGUGGAGCAAUAAAUGGGUGAAGACUGACGUUAACGGACAGUGGAGCGGGAAGAAUUUUGGAUCGGAAACACGAGACAAUUUUGGUGAGAGAGUGGGGAAGCUCACGACGAAGAAAGUCGACGUGUUGAAGCAAAAAGGAGGUCCAAUGAACACACCAUCAGCAGAAAAGUCGAAAUUGUUUUCAAAACCACACAUAGCAGAGGGUUGGAAAACACUUGGAGGAGCUCUUGAGAAGAAAGAACAAGCAAAUAACACUAAUGUGAAUGCCAACACCAACGCGACUGUAAGUGCGAGUGCCAAUUCGAGUGCGAAUGCUAAUAAUACCACAACCACAAACGGAACAACCACAAACAAUAAUGCAAACAACUCGUUGAACAAUACCACAAACACUGGAUUGAAUGGAAGUACAAGUCCCAAUGUUAGUUCUUCAAAUGUUACAACACCAACUGUCGCUAGUUUGAAUGUGAGUUCAAAUGUUAAAAGUCCGAGUUUAAAUGGCGUGAACGUAACAGGAGGACUAAGUCCGAGUGGUUCAACUCAAGUCAUGUCUAAUUCACCAACUUCGGGAAUAAAGAAUGGUGGUACAAGUGGUUCAACGCAGAAUGGACUCUUCGUAAGUGGUUCAGCCAUGUCGUCAUUACCAAGUGGGACAUCUCCAAGUGUUAACCCCUCCCUUCCGGGUGUGGGAGGGGUUAACACUUUUUUAAGCAAACAAAACGGCCAACCACAAGGUGACCAAGCAUUAACAAUUGCAAUGGACAGGAGUGGUAAACUUGCGGGCAUUGAAGAAGCUAAAAAAGCCGAGUUACUUGGGUAUGCGAACCAGAAGCGCAUAUCAGACGCGCAGAAAGGCAUUAUCGAAGGAAAAAUGAGUAAGUUGUACUCGGACUACCAGAAAAAGUUCUUUCCUUAUCAAAAGGUCCGACCACUUGCAAGUGGAUUUGUCAACAACGCUCCGAAGAUACGCUUCCACCGCACUGUUAAACAGCACUACAUCAACAAAGCACGUGCUAAAAGUUUGUUGGAACGAAUGAAAAUGGCACGAAAGAAAAUGUCAUUAAAUGCUGAUAAUUCUGAUUAUUAUAAGACUGAGAUAGAUUGGAAAAGUGAUGAGAAAUUGAACGCCUUUUUGAGCAACGAUGACUGGAAAAACUCGAUUGAAGAACGGUACAGAAAAGAGAAGGAAGAAAUCCAAAAAUCAAAGGAGAAAGAAUUCCAAAACGGCGAAGUCGAGAUUGACACGUUGAGGCGAGAUGAGAGGAUGCACCUCGACAGUAUAAAGGAGAGUGUAAGAAAGGCGGAACAAGAGUUGCAGAAAAGGGCUGAAAAAUUGAGAAACGCACUGGCUGAAGAACGAAAAGUCAACGAAAAAAGGACUUUAGAAGUGCUUAGACAAAAGGACGAGGAAUUCCAAAGAAAGAAAGAAGAGAUGAAAAGAGAGUUUAAGAAGGUGAUGGAGAGUGCUUUCGAUGAGAUGCAAAGGAAGGCAUUGAGGAAAUGGGGUGCUGGAGGCAAUUCCGACUCGGAAGACUUGAAAAGACUUAAAGAAGCAAGUGGGAGAGUCUUGAAACAGCUCAAAGAAAAAAAAUACGUGAGCUUGGUAAAUCAAUCGUAA